UUUACUAAGCAUAUCAAAUCAUUCUCACCUUCCUCUCAGAUCUAUUAUUUCCGCUCUCGUUCGAUCUCCGAAGCAAAAAUGUCUGGGCGCGGCAAGGGAGGCAAGGGGCUUGGAAAGGGAGGAGCCAAGCGUCAUCGCAAGGUGCUGCGCGAUAACAUCCAGGGCAUCACCAAGCCGGCCAUUCGCCGUCUUGCUCGUAGGGGUGGAGUGAAGCGUAUCAGCGGGCUGAUCUACGAGGAGACUCGCGGUGUUCUGAAGAUCUUCUUGGAGAACGUCAUCCGCGACGCCGUCACCUACACGGAGCACGCCCGCCGCAAGACGGUGACCGCGAUGGACGUGGUGUAUGCUCUGAAGAGGCAAGGAAGGACUCUCUACGGGUUCGGAGGCUAGAAGGAGAGGUAGUCGAUGGAGGAGAAUGGACGGCCGCUCGGACAAGUCUUGCUGUCUAGAAAAGAAAGAAUCAAGUGGUUUUUAGGUGGCGGAGAUGCUUUGUCUAGACUAGGGUUAUGCUUGUGUCUGCGUUUUUUGCUCCAUCUAUGUAAUUAGGGUUUUAGGGAUUUCGUGGUAGCAGUAAUCGAAUUGUGUAAUUGCUGCAUGCUUUGAAUUGCAAUUCUAUAACAAUUUCUUUUUUUGCUCAACUUGUUCAUGCAUCUGCGAAACGUGGGGUGUGCUUUGUUAAGCAGAUUUCAUUGAUGAUUUUGGUGUUAAUGUUUGUUUUCAAUGCGCAAUUUUCCUGUUGGAAAUGCUGGCUGUUUUUUGAUAGAAACCUAUUAUACUUGCUACUAGAGGGGUGAGGAGGGGGAAAUUAGCGUGGUCAGGAAAUUUAAACCUGGGACUCUAGAUUGAGAUUCAAUUAGUGGCACUAUCAAUCGAUCAUGGCCUUGUUGUUGGGUUGGAAAUGCUAGCUUGGCUAUGUGGCAAAUUGUUCAUUUUGUUGGCGCUGUCAGUAGGGUUGCUGCGGUGCUGAGUGGACUGCCGGUUGGAGAAGUCUUGCCGUAUAAGAUGGAAAAAGAAUGAAAUUGGAGAUCACUU
This is a messenger RNA of Linum trigynum, 1032 nucleotides long. NCBI's taxonomy places the organism in Eukaryota, Viridiplantae, Streptophyta, Magnoliopsida, Malpighiales, Linaceae. The record is from the annotation of a GenBank genome assembly.